This is a messenger RNA of Aricia agestis (brown argus), 1185 nucleotides long. Its product is annotated as serine protease snake-like. NCBI's taxonomy places the organism in Eukaryota, Metazoa, Arthropoda, Insecta, Lepidoptera, Lycaenidae. The record is from RefSeq and is a predicted model, not a curated record. Gene Ontology annotation, biological process: proteolysis. The transcript has 10 exons. Gene Ontology annotation, molecular function: serine-type endopeptidase activity. Bases 26 to 1183 code for a protein of 385 amino acids.
GAUUGAAGUAAAAAGGAAGGAAAAAAUGUAUACGUACACAAUAAUUGCAUUUAUAUUUGCCGCAAGUAUUGCAGAUACAACGAGAUUAAAAAGACACGAUCAAACAUGGAUAUGGCCAAAAGAAACAGACGAAAAGGAGAGUACAAACUCGACUGAUGGUAUUCAAACUUUUAUUGAAGUAACAAAGCCCAAUCCAAAUGAACUAGAAAACCCAUGUACACGUCUUCCACCUGAAAAACCUAAUUUUAAGAAGCCUGGACGAAGAAUCAGUGAAACAAAAUGCAUGGAAUAUUUAUGGGAUACUAAGGCCAGGGUGAUUAUAGAAAAGAAUGGUGCAGACUGUUUAGAAUAUUUGUUACAACUGCCAGAAGGCCGUCGUCCUUCAUUUGCUGUUGGUGGAAGAGAUACUAUACCAGGAGAAUUUCCGCAUAUGGGUGCUUUAGGAUGGAGGACUAUUAGUAAUACUUGGAUUUUCAAAUGUGGCAGCUCUUUGAUAAGUGAAAAGUACAUGUUGACGGCUGCUCAUUGUUCAAAAUCUCCUCCAGACUCUAAUCUUAUGAGUACUACUGCGGAAAUCGUAAGAUUAGGGGACAAGAACAUUCUUGAUUUUCCCCCUCGAUUGAAUGCCCAGAUGUUUGACAAGAAGAUUCUAAGAAUAAUAAAUUAUCCACUUUAUAAGAGCCCGAAGAAGUACUACGAUAUAGCUCUAAUAGAGUUAGAGGAGCCGGUAUUCUUCACAAAGUACAUGAUGCCUGCAUGCUUGUGGACCAAUCCCAGCACAACCAACAUCGGCAAGGCUACACUCACUGGAUGGGGAGUUAUUGAAACAGUUAACAAAACAACGUCUCCUGAGCUCCAGGCGGCAGUUGUGGAUGUGCUGGACUCGAGUGUGUGUGACGAACUGCUGAAGAACCACUGCAACAGGCAUUGGUGCGGGAUGCAGGAGCACCAGGUCUGUGCUGGGAAGCUGGCUGGCGGAGUUGAUGCUUGUCAGGGUGAUUCAGGUGGACCUUUACAAGUAAAAAUCCCGCUCCCAGCGUCGACGAAUCAGUCCAUGCAUUAUGUCAUCGGCGUAACAUCAUUCGGUAUCGGCUGCGCGAGGGAGAAUCUCCCAGGCAUCUACACCAGAGUGUCCAGUUUUGUUGACUGGAUCGAAAGUGUCGUUUGGCCUGAUGACUUGUAAAA